Halichondria panicea is the source of this 726-nucleotide messenger RNA. Its product is annotated as histone chaperone asf1-like. Bases 70 to 534 code for a protein of 154 amino acids. Gene Ontology annotation, biological process: DNA replication-dependent chromatin assembly. Gene Ontology annotation, molecular function: histone binding. Gene Ontology annotation, cellular component: chromatin; nucleus. The record is from RefSeq and is a predicted model, not a curated record. NCBI's taxonomy places the organism in Eukaryota, Metazoa, Porifera, Demospongiae, Suberitida, Halichondriidae. The transcript is spliced from 3 exons.
GUGGCGACCAUUACCAGUGACAGUGUGUAUGAAAUUGCCGGGAGAAAGAAGGUGAAUUGAAAUGACGAGAUGGCUAAAGUACAGAUCACUAAUGUCACUGUCCUGGACAACCCCACUGCUUUCUUGAAUCCUUUUCAGUUUGAGAUCACUUUUGAGUGCUUGGAAAAUCUUGAAAAGGAUUUAGAGUGGAAGAUAAUCUACGUUGGCUCAGCCUCGAGUGAGACUUGUGAUCAGACGCUUGACUCAGUAUUCGUGGGACCUAUACCAGCUGGGGUUCACAAGUUUGUGUUUCAGGCUGAUGCUCCCAACACGGAGAAACUACCUUCUGAUGAUGUUGUGGGUGUAACCGUUGUAUUGCUUACCUGUUCGUAUUUAUCUGCCGAGUUUGUACGAAUUGGUUACUAUGUCAACAACGAGUAUGCUGACCCUGUAUUAUCUGAAAAUCCCCCCUCUAAACCCAUGUUCGAAAAGCUUCAAAGAAACAUUCUGGCAAGUAACCCGAGAGUAACUAAAUUCAAGAUCAACUGGGACUAAUAUUUAAACUCUUUUCUUUGUGUAGCUCUCCUCUCUCUCUCUCGUGUGAUCACAUUAUUAUAUCUCUACGCAUAUAUAUACAUGUCCACACCAGCUGCACUCACUUGUGUAAUGGAUGGCAUGCUCUCUGUUAAGAGGCAGUUUUCAUGACCUACUUAUCUUCUGUUCGACAAAAUCUGAUUAAUAGUUUGA